AUGAAACAUUUAAAAGACGGAGACUUUGGAGAUCAUCUGCAAAACGGAGAGUUGGUUGCGAAAGCUGAUAAUGCUUCGGCCCUUGAGCAACAUUUGGUGGAACAAAAAACCUCCAAGAGAAAGAGUGAUAUGACUUUAGAAGAAAUGUACAACGGUCAGUAUGAUUUCGAAGACGAUGAGGACGAUGACAGCGACUGGGAGCCCUCUGCUGUCCCAAACCCUAACGUUGUUGAAGUUCCAAAGUGGUUUUGCCUCAAUUGCACUAUGGUUAAUAUUGGAGUUGAUUCGCAUUGUGAUCUAUGUGGCGAACAUAGAGAUUCUGGGAUCGUACAACGUGGCUUUUUUGCUUCUCCUUUUGAUCCAGCAGAUGUUCCCGCCGGAAAUGCAGCUGAUGAACGCGAAGGUUUCAAUUCCCAAUUGCGAAGUAUUGCAACGGGCAACGUUACAGCAAUUGGAUACGAUGAUAGAAUGUUGCUUCACGAAGAAGUUGGAUUGAAGUCACACCCCCAUCCAGAAAGGCCUGAUCGUCUUCGAGCCAUUAGUGCUAGCCUUGCAGCUGCAGGCAUAUUUCCGGGAAAGUGCUAUCCGAUUCCAGCAAGAGAAAUUACGAAAGAAGAACUUUUGAUGGUCCACUCACUCGAGAAUGUUAGAGCUGUUGAACUUACAAGUCAUGUCCAGUCGAGCUAUUUUACACCUGAUACAUAUGCGAAUCAGUAUUCAGCUAGAUCUGCCAAGCUUGCUGCUGGUUUAUGUUUUGACCUUGCUGCAGCUAUAUAUCGCGGAAGCGUAAAAAAUGGUUUUGCUUUGGUCCGCCCUCCUGGUCAUCAUGCUGGAGUGAAAGAGGCCAUGGGCUUUUGUCUUCACAACAAUGCAGCCAUUGCUGCAUCGGCAGCUCAGAUUGCAGGAGCUAAGAAGGUCCUGAUUAUUGAUUGGGAUGUGCAUCAUGGUAAUGGAACCCAAGAAGUUUUCGAGGAAAAUAAAUCGGUUUUGUAUAUAUCUUUGCAUAGAUAUGAGGGUGGAAAGUUCUAUCCUGGUACUGGAUCUGCUUAUGAGGUGGUUGGGAAAGGGGAUGCUAAAGGGUAUUGUAUUAAUGUUCCAUGGAGUUGUGGGGGUGUUGGCAACAAUGACUAUCUUUUCGCGUUUCAGCAAGUUGUGCUUCCUAUAGCUUCGGAGUUUGCUCCAGAUUUUACUAUAAUUUCUGCUGGAUUUGAUGCUGCUCGUGGCGACCCUCUUGGCGGCUGUGAUAUCACUCCUACUGGCUAUGCACAGAUGACACAGAUGUGCUGUGAUCUAUUUGGUGGAAAGUUACUUGUUAUCCUUGAGGGCGGGUAUAAUCUGCGAUCAAUAUCAGUCUCCGCUACUGCAGUUAUUAAGGUCUUACUUGGUGAAAGUCCUAAACAUAAUGUGGAGCAGCAACUAAUGCCAACAAAGGCUGGACUGCAAACCAUUCUAGAAGUGCUUAAAAUUCAGUCGAAUUAUUGGCCUUCAUUGGAACAGAGACUUUCGAACUUACUAUUAGAAUGGGGAUGGUAUACCCUUCAGGACAAAAAAAAGAUGAGGGAAAAGAAGAGACGGGCAAAGGCGCCUGCCUGGUGGAAGUGGGGACAUAAAAGAUUGUUGUAUAAGCUAUGGCGCAAGAAGAUUUCUCGACAAUUUUAA
Striga hermonthica is the source of this 1659-nucleotide messenger RNA. The record is from the annotation of a GenBank genome assembly. Lineage: Eukaryota; Viridiplantae; Streptophyta; Magnoliopsida; Lamiales; Orobanchaceae.